AACCUCGCAGUUACAGUGCAGUAUAGAUUCUGUGCAACAAGUUUAAAUAGGGAACAGGCUGCAAGAUUUGUCCAGGGACAAAGAUGACGGAGGACAAGGUCUCCAAGACUGGUCAGAGUAUUUCUGACCUCUGCAACUGCAAAACUCAUGAUCAAAGCAUAGAGUGCAAGUGUUCAAAUCGAUUUUUUAAAUGUUCUAUCGCCAGUUAUGGAUGUCCCCAAGUACAAUUGAUGACGCGGGACGAACACAAUAAACACAUGGCAAGCAAUUAUAUGCAGCAUUUGAGCAUUCUCUUUACAGCUUGCCUGCAUGAAUACACGAGAACAAAUUUAGCACGUGAGGGAACAUCGAUACGCACCAUCCCUCGUGAAAAAGGCGCAACACUCAGGCGAAGCAACCAUGAUCGGAAUGAAAGAGAAUGUAAAAAGCUAACCAAAUUGCCCCCCAGUACAGGUGAAUUGUUUAAGAUGGUAGUGAUUACUCGAGAAUUGGACAACAAGGCUAAAAGAGAACAAAUGAAAGUUGCAGCUCUUAGUGAGAGACUUAGUAAUUUACAAGAGCAAAUAGGAGAUUUGGAUGCAAUGGAACCAGAAGAUGGCUCUGGAUCAAUCAAAUUGACUAUAGAACAGUUUAGUGGCCACCUACACACUAAAAUGAAACUAUUGUGCAGCCAACCGUUCUAUCUUGAGAGGAUUCCGUACAAGGUUCGCAUUGAGGUACACUUUGAUAAUCCUGAGAAUGGAAUGAUUUCCCAUUUGUCUCUACUACUAGUGAUCGUGAAAGGAGACUAUGACAGUGUAAUUCAGUGGCCGUUCUCACAGAAGGUCACCUUCAAGCUGACUAGCUUCAAGGGCAGUGAUAUUGCUCUAAUAGAACUGAAGACAGCGGGUGUUAUCAAAGAAGACAAUGUUAUUGUUGAAUGUCAGAUUCAUUGGUAAAUACGCCAUUAUACUAUAUAAGUUAUUAUUAUUAUGCACUCAAACACUCGGUGUCUAAUCAGAAUUGAGAGUUGA
This is a messenger RNA of Halichondria panicea, 1013 nucleotides long. RefSeq names its product TNF receptor-associated factor 2-like. The transcript has 3 exons. Gene Ontology annotation, molecular function: protein binding. The coding region runs from base 84 to 938 and encodes 284 amino acids. The record is from RefSeq and is a predicted model, not a curated record. NCBI's taxonomy places the organism in Eukaryota, Metazoa, Porifera, Demospongiae, Suberitida, Halichondriidae.